CGUGCGCCCGGGCAGCUGCAGUCCUGCACCCCUCGCGCAGCGCGCCCUGGCCGGUGCCCGCGGGCGGUGGAGCGUCUGCUGUCCUCGCGGCCAUGGGCACGCGCGGGGUCCCCGCGCUGGUGGACACCACGCCCGCCAAGACCAUCCUGGUGUACCGCAACGGGGACCCGUUCUACGUGGGCCGCCGCGUGGUGCUGCCGCGCCGCCGCGCCGCCACCUUCGAGGCGCUGCUGGAGCAGCUGACGGAGCAGGUGCCGGUGCCGUUCGGGGUGCGGCGCCUCUUCACGCCGACGCGCGGGCGCCCGGUGCUCGAGCUGGCCGCGCUGCAGGCCGGCGGCAAGUACGUGGCGGCCGGCCGCGAGCGCUUCCAGAAGCUCGAUUAUAUUCAUAUAGUUCCCAGAAAACCUGCAAAGAUGAGAAAGUUGAAGGAAAUCAAACCAGUGGUACAUUGUGAUAUAAAGGUGCCUUCCAGGUGGCAAACAUAUCAUCGUACAUCCCGACAUAUACAUGUUUUCACAAAUGGAAGAUUAUUUAUUCCACCUACAAAAAUUAUUAUACCCAAAUUUAGUCUGACGGAAUGGAAUAGCGUGCUGGCCAUGAUUGGAGAAAAAGUCUUUCCUCUGGGAGGUGUUCGAAAAUUAUUUACAAUGAAUGGGCAUCUUUUGGACAACUCAAAGGAUCUGCAAGACCAACAUUUUUACGUGGCGGCAGGACUGGAGUCCUUCAAGUAUUUCCCUUACUGGAAGUCCCCAAAUGUUCCCAGUGAGGUCCAACAAAAAUACGCGGACAUUGAGAAACACUCACGAAGAAAGAAAAAAGAGGAUUCCAAAGGAAAAGAACCUCCUAAACAUGACAACAUUCCACCUAGAGCUCAGGAUUCUGUUUUUUACGCCAAAGAAGGACAGAAGAAAACACUGGUAGAGCCUUUAAUCCAAGGUGGUGCAGAAGGUGACGUGUAUAAAGCCCAGACUCCUAACAUGGAGACCCAAGGAGUGCCAGAAGUGACAGAGGACCAGUAUGUGCAGGUGGAAGUGCCUCUGGACCAGAGACCAGCUGAGAUAGUUAAAGAAGUUGAAGAGAUACACGAUGAUGCUCCUGAUUUUGAAAGCAACAAGGAAAAAGAAGAUGAAAGGCUUUAUGAAGACAAUGAAGGAAAGGAAGACAAUUCACGAAUGUCUUUUAAGAAAAGGUUUCCCUUAAGACACAACACAAAGAAAAAAGCGUCUCUCAAGAACCUCAGCAAGAAUAAAAAAGUGGUUACAUUUCCUGAAAAAGAACAAUAUGACAUGGUAGAGGAAAAAAAUAGACCUGUACUACUAGAAACCCCGGUAAAGAUAGAAGACCAAAGAGAACCACCAAUGAGACAACAGUCUCAAGAAGAAUCAUCACUAAGACAACCAGAAGAAAAACCCGAGGCACAAGAAUUGCUCCAGCCGUCGUCCUCGAGACAACCGUCUGACGAACAGAUACCCGAGAAACAAGAAUCAUUGGAACAGUCAUCCUUGGGGCAACCAUCCCAAGAACAGAUGCCUGACAAACAAGAACCCCCUAAACGGUCAUCCUUGGGGCAACCAUCCCAAGAACAGAUACCCGAGAGACAAGAAUCAUUGGAACAGUCAUCCUUGGGGCAACCAUCCCAAGAACAGAUACCCGAGAGACAAGAAUCAUUGGAACAGUCAUCCUUGGGGCAACCGUCCCAAGAACAGAUACCCGAGAGACAAGAAUCAUUGGAACAGUCAUCCUUGGGGCAACCGUCCCAAGAACAGAUACCCGAGAGACAAGAGUCAUUGGAACAGACAUCCUUGGGACAACCAUCCCAAGAACAGAUACCCGAGAGACAAGAAUCAUUGGAACAGUCAUCCUUGGGGCAACCGUCCCAAGAACAGAUGACUAAGGGAGAACAAAGAGAAGGACAAAUACCAUGAAAACUGAAUAUCCGCCAUGUUGUGAAGAACAACGUUCAGAAGCCAGAAAGGAUCAUAAGGCAAAUGAAAAUAAAAUUAGACUUUUAUUUUCACAUUAUGCUGAAGAGAUGACCUGGGAGUGGAAACCGGUAGAAUAAAGCAAUCACCUCUAUAUCUACUCGAAGUCAAUUUGGUGCUUCCCUCUCAUACACGGACAUUUUAACAGCAAGAAAAUUGCGUCUGGGGUGAAACUGAAGCCCCAAGC
Messenger RNA from Equus caballus (horse), 2169 nucleotides. NCBI's taxonomy places the organism in Eukaryota, Metazoa, Chordata, Mammalia, Perissodactyla, Equidae. The record is from RefSeq and is a predicted model, not a curated record.